GGGGAGGGAAGAAGAAGCCGAAAGCGGCCCCGGCCAUGGCCACGGCACCGGCGAGCUCGGGCUCGACCCCGGAUUCAGCUCCGGGCUCGACUCCGGGCUCGGCUCCGGGUUCUUUCCCCCCGGAGCUGGCGGCCGUGCCCAUGGUGGCUCUGAACUACGGCGUGAGGCGCCGCCUCGGUCUCUACCUCAACCCCCGCGCCGCCGCCGCCGCCGACUGGACGGCGCUGGCCGAGGAGCUGGGCUGCGAAUAUUUGGAGAUCCGGCGGCUGGAGGCUCUGCCAGACCCCACCGGGGCUCUGCUGGACGAGUGGCAGAGCCGCUGCCCCGGCGGGGCCACCGUGGGCCGCCUGCUCGAGCUGCUGAGGCAGCUGGAGCGCCACGACGUCUUGGUUGACCUGGCGGCCAGCGUGGAGGAGGACUGCAAGAAGUACUUGAAGAGGAAGCAGCAGCAAGCCGAGCAGCCGCUGCAGGUGCCAGCCGUCGACAGCAGCGUGCCGAAAACGUCGGAGCUGAUGGGCAUCACCACCAGGGACGAUCCGUACGGGAACGGAACGGAGCUGUUUGAUGCCUUCAUCUGCUACUGUCAGAAAGACCUCCAGUUUGUCCAGGAGAUGAUCAGGGAGCUGGAACAAACAGAGUUCAAGCUGAAGCUCUGUGUCUUUGACCGGGACGUCUUGCCAGGAACGUGCGUGUGGUCCAUCAGCGGAGAGCUUAUAGAAAGGAGGUGUCGGAGGAUGGUGGUCGUCAUUUCAGACGAUUACCUGGAAAGCGACGAAUGCGACUUUCAGACCAAAUUUGCUCUUAGCCUUUCCCCAGGCGCUCGUCUCAAGCGGCUGAUUCCCGUGAAGUGCAAAGCCAUGAAGAACGAGUUCCCGAGUAUCCUGCGGUUCAUCACAAUCUGUGAUUACACCAAUCCUUGCACCAAAAAAUGGUUCUGGACAAGACUGGCCAAAUCCCUCAUGCUGCCAUGACGCGAAGCUACGAGUUCCAGCUGCUCUUUUUUUAAUUUUUCCUGACUUUGCCUUCGGGACCACGGUGUCGCUUGCACGGUGCCUUUUACCACUGCAGAACUUGGAGCCUCACCAUCAGUGCUUGGAGCCGGCGACUGGGAGCAAAGAAUUUUUUCUUCUGCUUUUUCUUAACCUGUACGGGGAGAUAAAGGAACUGCCCGGGUGUUCCUCUUCGGGUCAGUGAGCAACAGCACCCGGCAUUUCGUGUAGUAAGAACUUCUACUGGAGAUAGAGGAAAUACACAUUUAAAAACUGAGUCACUAACAUGAGAAGGCCAAUUAUAAGCAUUUAGUGAAACCUGGGAACAUAAAAUGCUGGUGUAAGAUAGGAAAUGCCUCAAACUGCAGGCUUUUGUAAACAAAAUUGUCGUGCUAUUUUAAAAGCUCUCUAAGGGCUGCAGUGACGUUUAGGGUUGGUUUCUUUUUAACACGUCAGUGAAAUCCCACGGCUGCUCGGUGAUCUGCAGGAGGGGAGGCUUCGGACUCCAGUUCCCAGUUUGGGAAUGGCCAGCACCAGCAGAACGACCAAUUGUGACACCAAAAUCAGCCACGUCUUCUGGUCUGGUUUUUCACCUCAAUUCUUAGCAAUAUCAGGAAAAUCGGAGCUGUUAUCCUUGCAAUUUGAACUGAUGCAGAAUCACUGAACUCGGCUUUAUUUUCCGCGGAUGUUUCCAUCCUUCGGCUCUCUCACAGGAUUCCCGUUCCGUGUUCAUUUACAGCGUGAAUCCCUUGGCACCAGCGCUUCCUGAGGUAGUUCCUCAGGUUUGACAGAAGUGAUUUUUUUUGCUUAUUGAAGCGAGAAGUGCGAGGAAGGACGCGCUCUGGCAGCGUGUCUGCCCGUGUUCAGGUGACAUCUGAUUAAGUAGCUUGUCUUACACCAGGAUUUUAUACUCCCAGGCCUUGUUAAACAUUUACAACAGACACUUGUUAUUAGAGAAUCAGUCUUUAAACCUGUAUUUUCAGGGGGAGGCCUUGCCACACAAAGUGCAGGGUGCUUUUGCUCACUGAUUUGAAGAGGAACAGAGCUGGGCACCUCCGUGGGUCCGGCUCUUAAACUGUGUGACCUUUAAGAGCCUGCCAGAAGUACAUCAGCUUUUGGGAUGCCUCAAAGGCACGGGGAUAAAUAUCAAAUA
Molecule: messenger RNA, 2142 nt
Organism: Anas platyrhynchos (mallard)
Lineage: Eukaryota; Metazoa; Chordata; Aves; Anseriformes; Anatidae
Gene: MYD88
Product: MYD88 innate immune signal transduction adaptor
Biological process (GO): Toll signaling pathway; innate immune response; toll-like receptor 4 signaling pathway
Cellular component (GO): plasma membrane
Molecular function (GO): TIR domain binding; Toll-like receptor binding
Source: RefSeq, marked provisional